Messenger RNA from Heterotrigona itama, 995 nucleotides. The record is from the annotation of a GenBank genome assembly. Lineage: Eukaryota; Metazoa; Arthropoda; Insecta; Hymenoptera; Apidae.
AUGCUAGAUGUCAGAACAUCUUCAUAUAAAAAGUAUUUUGUCGAAGCUAUUAUAGCUUUAACAUGUGUAUUUGUUUUUUGUGAAUAUUUACUAUAUUAUUUGGUAUUUAUCCAGUGUGCAUGGCCAGUUUUAGAAUCUCAUAAAAUUGAUACAACAAUUAGUCAACCUACACCAGAAGAAACUCCAGUGCAUGCAAUGUUUAUAGCAGAUACUCAUUUAUUAGGUUCAAAAAAUGGACAUUGGUUUGAUAAAUUAAAAAGGUGAUUUAUUUGAUGAAGGACAAUGGAGUAGUUCAACAGAAUUUGAUCAAUAUAUACAAAGAUUUCACUCAUUAUUUUCAGUACCUAAACACACUCAUCUUUAUGUUGUUGCUGGAAAUCAUGAUAUUGGAUUUCAUUAUGUAAUUUCACCAUACCUAAAUCAACGAUUUGUAAAUGGUAUGAAGUCACCAAGUGUGAAAAGAGUUAGUAUCAGAGGAAAUCACUUUGUUUUAAUUAAUAGUAUGGCACUGGAAGGAGAUGGAUGCUUUUUGUGUCGUCCUACAGAAAUUGCAUUAAAUAAAAUUGCCACAUUAUCCUAUGUAUCGCGAGUCUGAUGAAAUUUGCAAUGAACUUGAUCAAGCACCAGACGAAAUAAAAGAUAUUAAGUUUAGAGAACGAUGGGAAUGCUUAUCAAAGGAAGCAUCUGAACAACUUUUAGAUAUAUUGAAUCCAAGACUGAUCAUUAAUGGCCACACUCAUCAUGGUUGUAGGAGAAUACAUAGAAAAGAUAUAUUAGAAUUUACAAUAUCAUCUUUCAAUUGGCGUAAUAAGAAUAAUCCCUCACUUUUACUAGGUGUAUUUACUCCUAAUAAUUAUUCUGUAUCAAAAUGUUACAUGCCUGUGGAAUCUACAGAGAUCAAAAUUUAUAUCAUCAGUGUAGUAUGUAUCUUCAUAUAUUUAAUUAUAAAAUGUAAACUAAGACAAAAUCGAUAUUAUCUCUUGAAGUUUCACUAA